AUGUAUGUAGCAGCUCUUUUGCUCUGGCUUGGCCUGCACUUGCAAGGCUGCCAGCAGCCAAGUUCAGAUGUUGAGAUUGGGGAUGAGGACGCGUCGAACACGUCAUCGAACACAUCUGUUGAAGACGAUACCGGCUAUGACAUGUCUACAGCGGGCCGUGCCUGGCUGUAUAGCGAAGCUGCAUAUUCAGCACAGUGCGGUACAAAUCUUGAGGACUGGACGUGCUCGGCGUGUUUGCGCCUCCCUCAAUCUAUGCGCCUUCGCCCAAAAGUGCAAGUGGGCCGCUCCCCUUCAACCGACGUCUUCGCGUUUGCCGGGAUAGCGGAUGACGGCAGCCUGGUGAUAGCGUUUCGGGGGACCUCCAGCUUGAGGAAUAUCUGGACGGAUGCCAGGUUUUUUCAGGAGAAGUGGAACGAGGAGGAGAUGGUGCAUACAGGUUUCGGAGUUGCGGCCAAAGAGCUGAUCGGUGACUUUUUGUUCCGCGCUGUAGACCAACACGCCGCACAUGAUCCAAAUAUUAGCCAGGUGAUCAUUACUGGUCACUCACUGGGCGCAGCUGUGGCGCACAUCUACUUGGCCAACCUCCUCCUGAUGGCGGAGUCCGGAAGACUCAACGGCACUCACUUCAUCUUACGGCCCGAGGUUCAGGUCGGGUUGUACACCUUCGGCCAGCCUCGCGCCGGGAACCUGCCUUUUGCCUCCGCCUUCUGGCGAAGGGCUGAAGCCGCGGCUGUGCGGGCCUUUCGGGUGGUCAACGGCCCGGACCCUGUGACGCAGGUGCCCUGCAAGUUUAUGGGCUAUCGCCAUACCUCGGUGGCAGUGCACUUUGCUGCCUCGGGGCAGAUGCAGAUUUAUCCCCGCGGCAGGGAAGUGGAAUGCUUCGAAGGCUGGGAUGGCUUCAGCUGGCACAGCAGCGACAGCUAUCGCAGUGUGCUGGUGCAGUUCGACUCAUGUUCCAGCAUUCGGCCCGCGUGCAGCUUGCCGGACUUUACGAAGGAGAGCUUCUUCAACGGUUCUGUGAGCACAUCGGAUUUGGAAUCGGAAAGCUUUUGGAGGGACCUCUAUGAUGCCAACCUGUCGGACAUUGCUGAGGAGGAUUUGUACAUGAGCCUGGAGAACGUGAGCGCCAACCUCAGCUUGGGCGAUCUGGGCGACCCUGCGGACGUCCUGAAUUGGUCGGGCUCGCUGGGGCCGGUGCCGCUGUCGCCUUGCGAACUCGGGGCAUCCGAGGAGCACUGGACCUCGGCCUGGGCGGUACCUUACAGCGCUGACGCCGAGAUUUUGCCCGAGUUGCCCAAGUUCAAGAUCCUGGUGCCUGUGGGCGUUUCAGCGCUGCGUGCCACCUGUGGUGGGCCCGGCGGCCGCGGGGCCCGGGGCCGUGCCUACAGGGAAGGGGACUACAACGGGGCGGCCGGGGCCUCGGGCACCGUGGUGGAGGCGAACUUCAGCUUGGGCUCGGAUGCCUGGGGCCGCACGCUGGUGGCGGUGCUGGGCUUGCACCUGGACCCCUCACGGGCCACAGAUCUCAGCCCGGCGCCCAGCACCGCGCUGUACCUCGAGGAGGUAUCGGAGCAGGCGCUGCUGGUGGAGGCCGGCGGCGGCGGCCUGCAGGACGUGAUCGGGCCGGGCCGGGCCAGGGGCAGCGGCCCAGUGCAGCUGCUCCAAUCGCAGACCUUCGCCGGCCGGCCUGGACAGCCCAGGUCGCCGUUGAUGGGCGGCGCCAACUCCUGGGCCAACACCCCGAACGGCGGGGCUCCUCCGUGGCCGGCAGAAGCGCUGGAGAUCCUGAAGCAGAGAUUCCCGGAGAUCGACCCGAAGAAGCUCUUCGGGCAGACGAGGUUGGAGCAAUGGCCGCCCCAGCUGGGCGGCGGAGGUCCUGGCGGGUCUCACAACCAGGGAGGCAUCUAUGGCCUUUAUUCUGGUGCCCCGGGUGCCUGCGUGCUGCAGUUCAACAAGACGGUUUUGAUUUGA
Effrenium voratum is the source of this 1971-nucleotide messenger RNA. The record is from the annotation of a GenBank genome assembly. Lineage: Eukaryota; Dinophyceae; Suessiales; Symbiodiniaceae.